This is a messenger RNA of Polistes dominula (European paper wasp), 1839 nucleotides long. RefSeq names its product glutathione hydrolase 1 proenzyme. Gene Ontology annotation, cellular component: plasma membrane. Gene Ontology annotation, molecular function: glutathione gamma-glutamate hydrolase. NCBI's taxonomy places the organism in Eukaryota, Metazoa, Arthropoda, Insecta, Hymenoptera, Vespidae. Gene Ontology annotation, biological process: glutathione catabolic process. The record is from RefSeq and is a predicted model, not a curated record.
AGGCAACUCGGCAAAAUAUUUAGUUGACGUUAGGCGUUCCUCAAUGGCACACGUUCACUCGCGUAACAUGAUCGGAGCGAAGAAGAAACUCCUACUGUUCGGUGUAUGUGUCCUGUUAAUCAUAUCUGUAAUAUUAGCCGUCAUUAUAGUAUUUAUUAUUCAACAAGGAGGAUGCGACAUCAAAUUCAAUAGUUUUUCGGAACUCGGACAGUACAGGCAGGCAGCGGUAUCAACAAAUGGACAAGAAUGUGCUCGAAUAGGCGUCGGUAUACUAGAGAAAAAUGGAAGUGCCGUUGAUGCUGCUAUAGCUACUCUUCUUUGUGAAGGUGUAGCUUCAUUGCAUAGUAUGGGACUGGGUGGUGGUUUUCUGAUGACAAUAUGGGAUGCAAAAAAUGGAAGGGCCGACUACUUGGAUGCAAGAGAAACGGCUCCAGCCAAAGCUACAGAAAAGAUGUUUAAUGGAGAUCCUAAUUUGUCAAUGUAUGGUGGUUUAGCGGUGGCUGUACCAGGUGAAUUACGAGGAUACUGGGAAGCCCAUCAAAAAUAUGGCAAAUUAAAAUGGCCAGAAUUAUUUAAACCAACGAUCGAACUAUGUUUGAUAGGCUCUGUUAUCAAUGAUUAUCUUCAUGCCUAUCUCAUCAAUAAAGAAUCUAAAAUAAAAGCAGAAAGUACAUUGGCCGAGAUCCUUAUCGAUCCAACUACUGGACGACCGUGGAAGGUAGGUGAAAGAAUAAAGAGACCAAAAUUGGCUGAGACGUUAAGACUAAUAGCAAAGAAUGGACCAGACGCGUUUUAUAACAGCACUUUGACCGAUCAAAUGGUUGCUGAAAUUCAAUCUUUCAAUGGCAUCAUUACCAAAGAAGAUUUUCUAACUUAUAGUGUCAAAUGGAGAAAACCAAUCGAAAUAAAUAUCGAUAAUUUAACAGUGUACACAGCACCUCCGCCCGGCUCCGGAGUGAUACUUGCAUUCAUUAUCAACGUUCUUCAAGGUAUCGUACCAACAGAUAAUCAGAACGUCAUGUGGCAUCGUAUAGUUGAAGCCUUCAAAUGGGCUUACGCAAGAAGAACGGAGUUAGGUGACCCUGAAUUUGUCGAUAUUGUUAGUUUGUUAACAAAUCUUACGUCAAGCGAUUAUGCGAAAGCAAUAAGAAAUGAAAUAAAAGAUUACGAAACAAGUAACGAUCCGAAACACUAUGGUGCCGUUACGGCAACCACUACGGAUUCUGGAACUGCCCACGUCUCUGUGUUAGCACCCGAUGGUUCUGCGGUAUCGGUUACUUCUACAAUCAACCAAGUUUUCGGAGCAAUGAUUCGGUCGAAAUCUACUGGUAUAAUAUUCAACGACGAAAUGGAUGACUUUAGUUCACCUGAUAUAACCAACGGGUUUGGAGUUCCGCCAUCACCAGCUAAUUUUAUUAAACCAGGCAAAAGGCCUUUAAGUUCUAUGAGUCCGACGAUAGUGGUAGAUAAAAACAAAGUAGCACGAUUGGUGAUCGGUGCCGCGGGCGGUACUAAAAUUACGACUGCUGUUGCUUCCAAUAUAAUAUUAAAUCUUUGGGCUGGAUACAAUAUAAAGGAAGCGAUCGAUGCUUAUAGAAUUCAUCAUCAGUUAUUACCGAUGACAGUUCAAACAGAAAAAGGAUACUGUCCUGAUAUAAUACAAUAUUUACGUGAUAUUAAACAUAAUGUAACGACAUUUACGGGUAUAGGAAGUGCCAUUACAGCAGUAGUAAAUGAUACAAAUGGUAUAACAGCGAAUUCAGAUUAUCGAAGACAAGGAAGUGUGGCUGGAUUUUAAUCUUUUUCCUUCCAUUUUCGUAUUAUUCCCAUAAUUUUUGU